Molecule: messenger RNA, 939 nt
Organism: Vanderwaltozyma polyspora DSM 70294
Lineage: Eukaryota; Fungi; Ascomycota; Saccharomycetes; Saccharomycetales; Saccharomycetaceae
Gene: CWC27
Product: putative peptidylprolyl isomerase CWC27
Exons: 1
Coding region: 1-939 (312 amino acids)
Source: RefSeq, a predicted model, not a curated record
AUGUCAGUGAAUCUGGAGCCACAGACGACUGCAAAAUGUAUUAUCUAUACAUCAAAGGGUAAUUUAAAUGUUGAAUUAUGGGCAAAAGAAUGUCCAAUUGCAAGUAAACUGUUUAUUGAAACGUGUUUAUCGAAGUUCUGGGUAGGUUCUUCCUUGGGUGAGUUCGGUGAGGAUGGAUCAAAAUUAUAUAUUGAUUUUGAUGGAGACACUAAAUUUAAGGACUCGAUAGCAAUGGAGUCGAAUUCAAGGUUAUUAUUCAAUAGAGAGGGUUUAUUAGGUUGGGAUAUAGAUGCCGGAUUAUGGUUUGUCACUACAAGUGAAAAGUGUGAUGGGAAAAGGAAAAUUUUAAUAGGUAAAAUAGUUGAUCAAACCAUCUACAAUUUUAGAGAAAUUUGCAACGGUGAGAAAUCUAAAAAAAAUUCAAACAAAUUUCUAUAUCCUGCUGAUAUUACUGAUAUUGAAGUUACUAUACCCUAUUUUAAAGAUUUGGAGGGAAACACUACCCCGGUUGCAAGUAACUUUAAUUCUUCUGCAAAGAAAGUACAAAAAAGUUUGAAAAGGGCAGUAAAAUUAAAAAUGGAUUAUACAGAAGAAGAUUAUGAAGAUGAAGAUGAUGAUGGAUCUAUUUCAUUACCAGUUCCAAAAAAGAUGAAAAUUAAAUUACCGAAGAGUAUAGUUAUUGAUCAAACAAAAGAGUCCACAAUUGAAAUCACGCCGGCAAAAGACAAUUCUGAAACUCCCCAGGAAGUACCAAAGACUUAUCAGGAUAACCCUGAUGAUGAAGAAACAAGAACUUCAAAUGAUGGUGGGCAAUUGCUAAUUGAUACCGAUACUAAAUCAGAAAGAGAAUUAGAAACCUUAAAAUUAUUUGAACAGUUCCGGAAUAAAAUUAAGGGCAAGAAGAUUUUAAAUAGAGGGAAUAAGAAUCCUGGAAUUUGA